CGUGGGCUCCUGCAGCUGGAGCAGCCCUGCCGGAGCUGCCUUCCCCGGCUCCAGCCGGAGCGGGGACUCCUCCGGCUCCCCUGCCUGCACCUUACCCGCAGGCCCCAGCACCAGGGAGCUUGCUGCUCUGCCGCACGGCACCUGCCAGGCCUCUGCCUGCCCCUUCGGAGCUGGCAGCGUCCUGUGCAGGACCUCAGCAACAUGGGGACGGUCAGCGAGCUCUGUGCCUCCAGUUUCCAGGCUUUCCUCUGUCCCUCGGUGGCUGCCAAGGCAGUGCCCAGUGACCUGACCCCAGAGGAGUGCCAGGAGCUGGAGAACAUCCGCCGCCGCAAGCAGGAGCUGCUGGCUGACAUACAGCGGCUCAAAGAUGAGAUAGCAGAAGUGACAAAUGAGAUCGAGAACCUGGGGUCCACGGAGGAGAGGAAAAACAUGCAGAGGAACAAGCAGGUGGCCAUGGGCCGGAAGAAGUUCAACAUGGAUCCAAAGAAGGGCAUCCAGUUCCUGAUCGAAAAUGACCUGCUGAAGAACACGUGUGAGGACAUUGCCCAGUUCCUUUACAAGGGAGAGGGCCUCAACAAGACAGCCAUUGGUGACUACCUGGGUGAGAGAGACGAAUUCAACAUCCAAGUCCUGCAUGCCUUUGUGGAGCUGCACGAGUUCACUGACCUCAACCUUGUGCAGGCCCUGCGGCAGUUCCUGUGGAGCUUCCGAUUGCCUGGGGAAGCGCAGAAGAUCGACCGGAUGAUGGAGGCCUUUGCCCAGCGCUACUGCCAGUGCAACCCUGGCGUCUUCCAGUCCACAGACACCUGCUACGUGCUCUCCUUCGCUAUCAUCAUGCUCAACACCAGCCUGCACAACCCCAACGUCAAGGACAAGCCCACAGCAGAGCGCUUCAUCGCCAUGAACCGUGGCAUCAACGAUGGGGGGGACCUACCUGAGGAGCUGCUCCGGAAUCUCUAUGAGAGCAUCAAGAAUGAACCCUUCAAAAUCCCUGAGGAUGAUGGCAAUGACCUCACCCACACCUUCUUCAACCCUGACCGGGAGGGCUGGCUCCUGAAGCUCGGAGGCAGGGUGAAGACGUGGAAGCGUCGCUGGUUCAUCCUGACGGACAACUGCCUUUACUACUUCGAGUACACGACGGAUAAAGAGCCCCGUGGCAUCAUCCCCCUGGAGAACCUGAGCAUCCGUGAGGUGGAGGACUCAAAGAAACCUAACUGCUUUGAGCUCUACAUCCCUGACAACAAGGACCAGGUGAUCAAGGCAUGCAAGACAGAAGCAGAUGGGCGUGUGGUGGAGGGGAACCACACAGUGUACCGCAUCUCUGCCCCCACGCCCGAGGAGAAGGAAGAGUGGAUCAAAUGCAUCAAGGCAGCCAUCAGCCGAGACCCUUUCUACGAGAUGCUGGCUGCCAGGAAGAAGAAGGUCUCCUCCACCAAGAGACACUAGCAGCCUUUGCUGGCCCUGCGAGGCUGGCGUGCCCCCAACAGCCUGGGCAUCUCCCCUUCCUGGAGGGCUGCGGGGCUGGGGCCACACUGUAGCCAGGGCCCAGGACCCAGCUUCAGCUUCGCAGUUUCUUUACCGUGGGCAGAAGGAGUGAGCACAGGUGUCUUGGUGACUCUGGACCCCCCAUCACUGCCUCAUCUCCAGGACAGAAUCUUCACAGGCUGGAGCUGGAACACGGAGUUGUGCACACAGAGCUCCAUCUUGCCCCAGGCUCAGCUGCAGGAAAGGGAGCACCAUGUGUCUGUACUAUCCUCCCUCCCACCCGUGCCAGCUGGGCACCACAGGCACCCUCCCUGCUUCUGAGCCCUCCAGCAUGCAUAUGGCUGCUCAUGCUGCUGGGUACCCCCCCCAGCACCUGUCCUGAAGCUCUUGGAGUGUCCCAUCAGGGAGGUGACGGCUAGCGGUUAGCAGUUGGUGGUUUUUGGCUGCUGCAGGUGCCAGGGUGAGGGAUGGCAGCCCUAGGGUGGCUGAGGGGGCUUGCAGAGACACGACUCCUGGCUCUCGUUGUAGCGGGCCUAUGUCUGUCCUGAGCUUCUCCAUGCUGCUGCCGUGGACCCCCCCCAGCUGUCCCCUGCACCAGGGAUGGUCCCUGCAGUGAAGAGAGAGCUGAGGGGCAGGUAGUUGUCACAGCAUACAGGUGCCCACAUGGGGCACAAAAAUGUCCUUACCUAUCUGGGGUGCCAGAGCUCAGAUGAGGACCCUGGUGUGGCAGCAUUGCCCCAGCAAGUCAUUGCAGCAGGAUCCCUUUGAUAAGGGACAGGGUAGGUCAUGCCAGGGUGGCCAUCACCGCCGUCCGCAUGAGCCCUCCCUCUGGAACAGGUGGUAGGAUGUGCUUGGAGCCUGUGCCAGGGAUGCCUGCUUACUUUUGGGCAGGAUGUGAUCCAGCUGUUCUGAGGGCUGCCUCUACCUUGCAAAUACCUGUGUCUUGUCCUGUUCCCUGGCCACCAGGCAUGCUCUGGAGAGAGGCACCUGGAUCAGUAUUAGUCUAUUUAUCAGAGGUGUAAAUACUCCUGUAUAGUUUUCUCCUUUUAGAUUAUUUUGUAUGUGGGGUUGUUCUGUGCAGAGGCCUCUCUGGAGGGUGGGGGUGGAAGGAUUUUUUUAUUCUAACUUUAUUUUUCCUUAUUGUUUUGUUGGUUUUUUUUUUUUGCCACGGCCUUGUAAACUAGUACUGAGGAUCUGCAGCAAAUAAAGACUGAACCGCGCUCA
Pogoniulus pusillus (Red-fronted tinkerbird) is the source of this 2709-nucleotide messenger RNA. RefSeq names its product cytohesin 1 (gene CYTH1). The transcript has 13 exons. Gene Ontology annotation, molecular function: guanyl-nucleotide exchange factor activity. Lineage: Eukaryota; Metazoa; Chordata; Aves; Piciformes; Lybiidae. The record is from RefSeq and is a predicted model, not a curated record. Gene Ontology annotation, biological process: regulation of ARF protein signal transduction. Bases 202 to 1446 code for a protein of 414 amino acids.